This is a messenger RNA of Megachile rotundata (alfalfa leafcutting bee), 10450 nucleotides long. It is a transcript of the gene cpx, whose product is annotated as synaptic transmission protein complexin. The record is from RefSeq and is a predicted model, not a curated record. Gene Ontology annotation, molecular function: syntaxin binding. NCBI's taxonomy places the organism in Eukaryota, Metazoa, Arthropoda, Insecta, Hymenoptera, Megachilidae. Gene Ontology annotation, cellular component: terminal bouton; SNARE complex. Gene Ontology annotation, biological process: synaptic vesicle exocytosis; regulation of neurotransmitter secretion; neurotransmitter transport.
CAGCCUAAGGAGUUACGUGUACGCCGUUAUCUCGCUGCAAUGUCGGACUAAAUCCCUCGCGCUUAAUAGGGAUAACUACCGAGGUCCAGCAGUUUCCAUCGCCGCGUGAUAAACAGCAAGCACCAAGAUGGCAGCUUUCGUCGCGAAGCAGAUGGUUGGAAACAAGCUGAACGCUGUUAAAGGAGCCGUAGGUGGCGAAGGCGGAGACGACGAUGACAAGGAGAAGGAGGAGGAGGCCGAAAGAGAAAGGCAAGAAGCCAUCAGGGAGGCUGAGGAGCGAAGGAAGGAGAAGCACCGUAAAAUGGAAGAGGAGCGAGAGAAGAUGCGACAAGAAAUCAGGGACAAGUAUAACAUAAAGAAGCGAGAAGAGGUACAGGAAAUGACCCAAGAAGAACCCAAUCCCUUGAUGCGUAAGAAAAAGACGCCAGAGGAAUUGGCUGCAGAGGCUGAAGCGGAAGACGAGGACGAGAUCACGAAGCUGAAGAACGUGUUGGACACGCAUAUACAAGAGAUCAAAGCGCAAGUACUGGAAGGCAAAUGCGAGCUCCAAUAAGCCUACCCACAUCCUUGAAGCGGUCGGUGAGGAGGGUGGCAUCAUGUGUCACGCCAGGGCCGUAUCCGCCUCUCAGCCCCUACGACAUCACGAGAAACGGAACCAGCGAGAUCGAACGUUGUCGGAGAAGCGAAGGGAAAGAACGAUACAGGAAGCCAUCACCACCAACGUCGUCGUCGUCGUCGUGGUCGUCGUCGCGUUGUUUCGACCUAUCAUCGGCUCGAGAUUCCAAUUGGCCAGUAAGGACGAUAAGACCAUCAAAGGAAGCGACAAACACUCGAAGCACCGCGAGAAACACGCUUCUCGAGGAACUCGUCGAGGAGGCUUUUCUCGGGUACAUCGAGGAUGAUCUCGAGGAAGAAGCGCGUCGACCGAACGGAAAAGCUAUGAACUUCGAUCGAUAUCGGUGACGACAGGGAAAUUCUAAGGGAGGUGCUUGCUCUUCCUUUCAGGAAGGAACGGUAUCGUUGUCGAGGACGAAUCUGCGAUAGGAAAACUAUUUUUCGAGAACGCGGAAGAAAUUUCACGAUUCUCCAACGGUAAUUAGACUUAGUAUCGAGAAAAGAAUAUUUUCAACGGGUACAAACUUCGCGGUUUCGAUCUCGAAUAAAGAACGAGCAGCACCGUGUACGAUCGAGGAUGAAAAGCUUGGAAGAUUGUCGGCAUCCGCGAAGGGAAGAAUAUCUCGAGCGACGAUCGACGAAAGCCUCUUUGGACGCGAUACGACCGGGCGAACUGUACGAGAGAAAUUACGCUCAAAAUUGCCAGGAUAAACGAGGAGAACGGAAACGAUCUUGAACGAGGACGAUCGCUGAACGAGAGCUAAAAAAUAAGGGAAGUUGCGGCAAAUUGGAGAACGCAGAGAGAGUAGAAUCGGCGAGAAUUCGUUUACGCCUUACGAUUCGGAAGGAGACGAAAGACGAGACGAUCGACGAGAGUCUCUCUUUUCGAAUAUCGUGCGAAUUUCGAUGGCGUAGACGAGACGUGAGCAGUCGAAGGGCGCGUGCAUAUAAACAUACCUAUAUAUAAAUAUAAAUAUAAAUAUAAAUAAAGAAAAAAAGGUAUAUAUAAAUAUAUAUAUAUACACGAAUAAGAAACAAGUUUAAACAAAAUGAAAAAAAGACGUAAAAAGUUAGUAUCUAAGUUUCUAGCGAACUUUCGAAUAGUGAUGUAACAAAGAACACUCCCGAUAGUAGAGUUAACGUAGUCACUAGUUCGUUCGACGGCUGUUCAAAACAACAAGGAGAUCAGAAAAGGAGGGAGUCAUUUAUUAUGAUGAUGAUUAUCAUUAUUAUUAUAUUAUUAUUAUUAUUACAGUUACGAAUUAUUCUCACGGCUGAAUUAUAACGCGGUCAUUGUUCUUAUUGAUUGUUAAUCAUUGAACGUUUAUAUUUAGAGACAAGUUAAGACAAGGAUCGAGGGCCACGAGAAAGUAGAGCGAAGAGACCAAUGGCUAACGAAACAAACACGGCGAAGAAUCGUUGAAAGAAUAAGAAAAAUAAAAAUUAAAAAAAAAAGGAAGUUUGAGCGUAACCGGCGGCCCUUGCUCUCCUCCCUUCCGUCCAAAUUCGAAUUUUUUCGAUUACCUCUGUCGAGCAAUCGCGUAACACCUGAUCGAUUCUUAGGUACAUUUAGUUAGAACGCCUUAACGACGAGGAAAAAAACCAAUGCAAAAAAAAGAGAAAAAAAAGAAGAAGAAGAUACCGACGCGAAGAAUAGCUCGACCGAGAACCGAGCAGCACUGAUACUCGCGUUUAAACUUAAAACAUGAAAAGAUGCCUUUCUUUCACGUUUAUAUACGGCACGUUUCUAUCGAGCGUUAAUUAAAUACGGUAGGUUAAUCAACGUUAGGCAACAACGUUCGCGAACGAUUCCGGGGGGAACAGGGCCUAGUGUCGAGACGUGGUUCGUUAGCUAAAUGGAGUUUCGGGUGUUAUCGCCGGAAACGUGUUCGAGACGAGCCAGUUAUCGUUCCAUCGCGUUUGUUCCAGUCGUCGCGAUCAAUCCGAUACGAUCGAUUAGCGUUCUCGAUCGUACGAACGACGCUGGACGGGAUGGACAGAGCAAUCGACUGCCGGCAAGUAAAGCGAGCCUUAUACAUAUACGAAGUUAACGCUUUAUCGACGAAAUCGUGCCGAUGGGCGGAUCGAGUGCCCACGGAACUGCUCACGGGCGCAACCAUAUGUACGGCAGAAAGGUUCAAAUAAAAAGAAUCUCGGAAUAUAAUGGACGAAUACAGUGCCAAUCUGCCCAUCGUACCUAUGGACUCGUUACGGAUUCCUAGGCCCCCUUUACAUGGAUAAGGUAUAACAAGCGAGUGCAACUAUGGUCAACCUGUAAACGCAUUGAAAUUGUGGAAGAGUACGUAAGAGAAAGUCCUUCAUUUUUUAUAACAAUUUGCAAGACGGAUUAUCGUCGAUAAAGCGUUAAAGCGUCGAGAAGAAUGCUCGAAUCGUAUAAAGGAAGAAAAAUGAUUUCUUCGCGGAUAUUUAAAGAGACUGAGAAUGAUUCUCAUUCGAUGAAAAAGGAUAAGUAGCAUCCUAUGAUACGGAUCCGAUCUAAAUACUUGGAUAGGUAUAUGUAUAGGGUGGAAAUAAAUCUGCGAUGGAAAUGAAAGGCAAGCAACUUCGCGCGACUAGUUGUUUCUUUUUUUUCUAUGUACGAGGGAUGAUGUAUGUAGAUGAAAACUUUUUUAUGUUCGAUAUCGUUUUGAUAGAACUCUAUUCUUACAUCUUCUUCUUCUUCAUCUUCUUCUUCUUCUUCUUCUUCUUCGUAACUAUCGAAUCUUCUCGAAUCGAUUCUGACUCUACGAUAACGACUAUCCUCUGAUUUCUUCGCCAACUCGAGAUUCUCCUAAACACGCGCUCUGUCAUACUCGUUCGAAUUCGAAAGAAUAAAAUCUCCUAGACAAUACGCCGCACGCUCGAGGAAAGAUCACGGGAUUUUCAUCGACGAUCAGCGAAACAAGAAAAAUGAUAAUUACACGGAAUAUGGUCCAAUAAUUUUGCGAACGUCGAUUCCCUCGGUAAAUAUAUCAUGAACAAGGUGUUUCACGAUUCACGGCACUAAAAUUGUUUAAUAUUUGUUUACGGUGCAUAUUUCAUGAUAAUUAUUUACCUACUAAAUUGCUGAAAACAUAUAACGGGCUUGACGAGAAAGUAGGGCAAAUAUUGCAAUGUAUGGAACUCAUAAAUAACACGUGUGUUGGCUAUGUAGUAAAAUUUUAAUAUUCGGCGACAAUACGACUUUGACAGUCGAAUAAUUGCUGUUCGCAGCGAUAUUAUGACUUUGUGCCGCAUAAAAGGUUGUAAAAUGCCUCCUGGUAUGUGUUUAAAAUUAAAAAGUUAUUCGGGGCACCGAGCUAUAUAGCGCGCGCAAUAUCUGGGUCACCGGGGUCGGCGAGAUGGACCCUGUUCUACAUAAUUACCAGAAGAAAAAUAAAAAUUUAAUUGAAUCGAUCUUUCCUCGACUCUUCGAAUGACGGAUGUUAAGGUCAGGACCGCGUCCUAGUUCGCGAAAUAGCAAACAUCAGCCGGAAGUCGGAUGGCCUUCUAUCCAAACGGACGCAUGUCAAGCUUUCUGUGUGUGUGCGUGUGUAUCUGUGUGCUGUAAAAUGCACCCUGUGUCGUUUAAUACGCGAGCACCUGUUAGUCGAUAGCGUCGACUGUUCUCUGUCGUUUCGAGCUAUGUUGCUUCUAAAGGUUCGCGAAACUCCGCAAUGAAAGUUCGAAAACGGAUCGAAAUUUUCUUCCAAAUUCUCUGUUCAAUCGAUAUUGUUUUUUAAGUUCGACGUCGAGAAAUUUGAACGAUCGAAUAAGGAUAAAAGUCGUUCGACCUCGUCGCUGCAUUUUUCGAAAAAUUUCAAACCGCGGAAAAGUAAAAAGUUUUCGCUGCGGUAAGAGAUUCAGGGGAAGCUUAUCUCUCUCGUGUUUGCGAACUUUCCGAAAAAUCGACGUAACGAGAACGGUCUUGCACGCGUUUCUUGACAGUCGGUUUGUCAACAGACCGAGAACUUUUCCAAAGUCUCGAAUCCUUGACUUUAUGUAACUUCGAGUGCACGAAUCGGUGAAGUUUCGCGGAAAAGUUAGUCUAUUAACCGAAAAAGGACCCGCGUUAAAUGUACUCGAAUGUCUGAAAACGUAAAAAGGAAAAUGUUGUCCUAUAAAUAAUAUUAAAUUAAAGUACUAAUUUGAGAAAUUGAAAGACGGCAAAUGGAAAAGUUAAACCGAAAGGAGGUCAAAAGGCACCUAACUAAAGAAGGAAUCUUCGCAGAGUCGCGCGAACCUCGUUCAACGUAAAUAAGUUAUCGAACUAAAACAAAAAAGUGAAAAAAAAGAAUAAGAAAUAGAAGCAACGAAGAGCAAUAGGUGGAUGUGCUUUUCGUGUUUAAAUCUAUUUGACGUAGUCUCUCUCGUGUCUCAAAGUGCAUGCUACCUGCCUCUCUCGUCUAUCGAUAUCGAUGUCGUUGGUUGUAUGUUCUCUACUAUAAGCAAAACCGAAUCCUUGAAAAUCAUUCGAUCGUCUACGCGAUUCAAAUUACACCUGUAUUUUGCUACCCGAGCCGCGAGCAACCUGUACGAAAGAAAGUAACCAGAGACUAUAAUUGAACGUAUCACAAUGAUUUUCAAUGAUUCCGAAACCCUCGCAUUCUUUCUCUCUGUACGGUUACGAUCUUUAGACGGAAACGCUUUCAAAGUACCUAGAUAUAUACCUUGUUCCCUUCGUCCAGAAGCAUCCAACAAUUGUUUCGCUGAAAUCGAACUCUCCUGUACGAUCUACUCUUAACACACACUUGAAGUCAAUUACUCAAUUAUUAAUCCAAAGAUAUAUCUAUAUUGAUUCUAGCCAGAGAAAAUACACACGUUCGUUAAUCUUGUCAAGUUUUUCGAUAUGCGUAUAAUAAAAAACGCGCGCGGGUUCGUUCGUUAACGAAGUUGACGCGCAAACGAUUAGGACCGGUGCGGACGAUCGACGUAUAACAGUUCUAAUUUCGCACCGAUGACGCUUGUUCGCAUUUCAGGAUGUCACGAAGUUUCAAUUUGAAAAAUUCGAAUAUUAUUCUGCCUAGAAUAAUUCAAUAUCAAAUCUGGUACAUAUCGGUAAUAAAUAGCCGUGACUCCGCGCCACGUGACACGACCGUCACUUUGCCGAUUGCGAUAUCGUAACGAGAUCGCGUUGCACAAUGAAAAAUACGAACCUGUCGAGUCGCAUAGCGUGACCUGUGCGAAAUCGCGACGACGAAAGUCGCGCGUCUGCACCGGUUCUUAAAACGGGAUUAAAGGAAAGGUGUCGACGCAAGUUGAAAGUGAAGGUAAAUCGUUCCUCGGAAGGAUCGUGUUCUUAUCGUUGCGAUUAAUGAAAGGAAAGCAAUUAACGUCAAAUUAUUUUCACGAACAAACGCAUUACGGUUCGGUAUUUAUCUAGGAUAAAAGAAUCAAAAUUGUGGGGUUUCCUCAACCUGUAUCGUUUCAAUGCAAUUUUGCGAAUACGAAUCAAAUCGGGAAACCUUUGUACAUUUGCCAGAUAACACGAACAAUAUUUUUUAGCUGCGAACGAAAUUCUAAAAAUAACGAACGGACCGUAAUGUCAGCGUAAAAUUGUACAAUUAGCAAACUGUUUUCCUUAUGCCUUUCUUGCGCUCUCUGUGUCUCUCUUUCUCUUUCUCUGACGCUCUGUUUCUCUGACAGCAAUCUUUCUCUCUGUCUAUCGUCUUUGGGAUACCCUUCUGCUCGAUGUACACCCCUCGCUGCUCUAAUAUUCUCUUUCAACUCACUACUUAAUCGUCUCGCAAAUGCACGUAAAAGAAAAGAGUAAAUAAAACGCCGUUAAACGAAGAAGACGUUGUUAUCGCUGAUUAAUGUCGUGUGUCGUUGUUGUUUCUCGAUGUGAUUUCAGCAUGUGAACGUUGCUCUAACGGUAGCUAAGUAGUUCGAAUCUUUGCUCUGUUCUUAUCCCUCGUGUAAUCAUGUAUUGUUACGAGCUCCACACAUGUAACUUUCAAUGGAUUUGAUUAAAGAGCUUUGUGUGCCUUUAGUUCUCGUCUACCUUAAUUGAAAAAACGUCAAGUUACGAUUCACACACAGCGCACCGAAGAUUCUUUCCUACACGUUCCUGUACGCGAUCUAUUUAGCGAAAACGAUUCGAUCGACAAACCUUUCGCGUGGCAAAUUGCGGUGUUAACCCUUUCGAUCGAGGUGAUUUCAACUACUUUUUCUCGGAAGGAAGGAGAAAUAUAUUUUUGUUAUUCGUUGAACGAUGUUAUAGCUAUAAGUGUGUUAUCCGCGUUACUCGAAAUUUCGGAGGAACUUCUGCGUUUUCUUGAAACAGGUUUAUUUUUCUUCUACGUAGAAUGUUUGUUGUAGCUUUAAAUGUGCUGCCUAUGUACACAUAUUUUCAGAAAGGGUUAAACUUUAUAAUUCGUAGCGUACUUGGGUGAGCAGGCCGUUUGCCGACGAUUUUCACCAAAAAUAAGAAAGAUCCUUCGAUUCCUACGACGAGGAAAUCGCGGUCCAAAAUUGAAGAAAAUCUUGAGAUACGCGUCCAAAAAUGUACGAUCGAAAGAGAUGUUCGAAGGGGAAAAAAGAUCGCGCGAAUAUUCUCGAGACUUUCUCUCGUUCUCCGAUUCCUUUCAUUCUUUCCUCGAUCUCCUCGAUUCCCUUCCACCCUUUCACUGUUGCCUCGAAAUUCGCUGUUCACGUUGUUAUGAUUGAGAAAGAACAACCCUUAACCGUCGACUGAAUUGAUUUCUCUUUCGUUACGAUCAUAACUGUAGCGAACUAUAGUUAUUUGAUAAAAUGCUGUAGUCGAACUACGGGAAAAUGAGUCGGAAUUGAAACGGAAUGUCCUGUUAGCGGAACCUCUCGACUUUUAAGGAUUGACAAACUUUUGAAUCGUGGUGCUUCUGUUAGGAUCACUUUUAUCUAGUUGGACCGUGCACGCGUUUCGAUUAUCGCUUUCGAGUGAGCCACGGUCGAAGAAAUAUCCUUCACUUUCGCACGAGCACGUAAAAAAUCAAACGAUCCUAUCCUGUCUUUUCACGUAUCUCCCCUAAAGCCACCCUUUGCCUACCCGCGGCACGUGGCAAGUGAUAUUAAAAAAAAGUGAAUAAAUACUUAAAAAUCUAUUCGAUUCGUGUUUCAUAGAUUUUAACAGGAAAAAAUGGUAAACCGAAGAAAAAAAAGAAACGUGUCCGGUUUCAGCGAAUCGUGACAAGUCUUUCUUUCCUUUGAUCGAUGUUAGAGUAAAACUGGUUCGUUGAAACGCGACACGGGUCCAAGUAACGUGUAAAACAUAGUUAAAGGACCGUUUUCUUAGGUACUUAAUUACCGGACAAGAGAUUAUUAAAGAGUCACAAAGAGUAUAACGCAUUUUAGGUACGACAUGCGCCGAAACGUUAAGAAUUAACGACACAGAUGCGUAACGUUCUUUUUUCUCCGAUGUACAUAGUUACGAAACAAAAAGAAAAAAAAGUGAAAAAAACCAAAGUUGGAUGUAGCGUUUAAAAGCGAUUUCGUUCCGCGAAAAUCGACGGAAAUGAAAGAAAACGAACGACGAAGCGCGAAAACCGUGCAUCCUUGAAUUUCGAAAAACCAUCGUUCGAUACGCUUCGAUUUUUAUUCUCGACGAAGCUAAUAGACAUUUCCAUCGUCGCGAUAACUGGUUUUACGAAAUUCCAAGCGAAACGAGUAGAGGAAGAAAGAGAGAGAGAUUACACACCGGCGUAACUCGCGAGAAGAACCGACUCGACUUAUUCAGAGACAACGACAAAAACGCAUUAUAAAGUAAUAAUGAUAAAUUAACGUUAAACAAUCGACGUAAUAUUGUUAUGAUCCACUUAACGACGGUGAUCUCGACGAUCGUUGCAUAAAAUAACGUAGACGCGUGUGUGUGUGUUUCUCGAUGAGCGUGCGAGAGCAACACCAUAAAAAAACAAGAAGAAAAAAAAACACAAAAAAAAGAAAAAACCUAGUGGAAAAAAGCGGCAAAAGAUCACGAUGUUAAGUAAAGUAAAAAAAGUAGUCGUUAGCUUUGUAUACAGAAAGAGGGUGCCGAUGAAAAUCGAACGGAAGAGAAAGAGAAAAACGAGGAAAGAACUCUGAUGAUUGACGAGUUUCCGGAGACGAAAAAAUAGACGGAUACCAAAAAGAAAAAUAAAAUAUAAAAAAGAAACAGAGUUCUUUCGAGUCAGCUGCCAUUCGAUGAGGGAGGACUCUCGUAACGUCAUCUUCGAGCGGACUUGUGCGAUUUUUUGGACAGGGUUCUUGCGAACGCACGGUGACUCCUCUUCUCGAUCGUACGAAAUAAAUUCCGUCAAACGUGUUUUCCUCGAGGAAAUUCUAUUUGCGCUGAACGAACCGUUUGAAACUUUCAGAAUGCUUCUAAACAAUGAAUAAUUGAACGAGGGAAAGCGACACCUGUCUGAAAUUGGAGUUCGCAGUCGCCGGAGAUUCGAAACUGCUUUGAAUUUGUUUCGAAAUUCCGUGAAACACGUGGGACACGAAUAGUUUUGUUCCUUUUUAAUCGGGACACUUUACAUUUUCGAAAAGAACAUCAUUCCGGUCGACGGCGCGGAAGUAUCGGCGACGGUAUGCAAAUUAUAGGGUUAGAAAUUUCUACGUUUGUUCGGAGUUUCGAACGUUUACGAUCGUAAUAUCGGAGGACAGCAUGUCGCCGUGCGACGACAGUCGCAAAGUAUCGCGACGUGCCCAGUGUCUUCGUAAACUCGUUGAACCGAGAAGCAAUAUUAUAGAUGCCUAUAAUUACUACUAUUAUACGUGUCUUAUACAGGAAAGAAAAAAAAGAAAGAGCAAAGAGGAAAAUUGCGUGCAUGUGCAUUUACACGUCAGAACACUGUAUCUAAGAACCAAAAUGUACCGUACACGCAUAAAAGCGAGAUUGAUUAACGCUGGAACAACCAACCAUUGGAAUUUCAUUUGAAAUUAUAACGAUUCUCCUUUUUUUUCGUCUCGGCACAAAAGAGAAUACGAUUCUGAUAGCUGAAAAUAAAAGAUAUCGACUAGCUUGGUUGUCCUAGCGUUAAAGAAGAGGAAACGAGAGGAAAAUUGUUGUAAUUUUGAGGCGUACGUUCACAUCGAUCUCUGUGUAAUUUUAUAUUUCGACGUUCGAAAAACAAUUGCAAAGCGUUUUUAGCUGCAUGCAACGACCAAUAAUAAUUUUUAUUGUAAUCGUUAACGACGUAGGGGAAGAUUGAAAAGAAGCAAAAGGGCAUACGGGAUUCUUGGUAAUAAUGCCCUAAAAAUCGCACCAAGCUUGCUCCGAGGAUAAAAGAAAGUAAGAAAGUAAAUGUUCAAAGGACACCAAAGAAAAUUCCGAAAAAAAGAAAGAGAAAGAUGAAUUAAAAAUAAAUCUCUUGUAUGAAACGUAGUAUGCUUAGCGGUUAAAUUAUUGGAAUACGAAUGAGUUGAUUAUCGAGCGUAAAAUAUUCUGUAACAUUUGAUGAGGAAAACAAAGUAAACGCCGGAUGGGUCGAUGAUAAAUAAUAUUAAUAUUGUUGUUAGACUAUGUAUAAUAUAUAAUAUUAUAUAUAUGAAUAUAUAUAUAUACAUACAGGUAUAUAUAUACAUAUAUAUGUAUAUAUACACAUUGAUAUAACAAAAAAAAAAAAAAAUGAAGUAACUUAGAUGUUAAGAGACCACUUGUUCACACGUACACCGACACGAAACAAACACACGUACGCACGAGAACGAUUAACCCUUUAUUUAGCGACAACGGUGGACGAUUGUACCGUUGGCUGCAAAGUGAACGUUUGCAAGAUUAGGUAUUUUUUAUACGUAGCGGAAUUGAUGUAAAAUUCUCUUGUACCGUUGAAAAAGUUCAUGUUUCUCCUCUGUAGUUUCAUUGUUACAAGUUAUGCAAUAAAUUAAUCGGUGAAAUUAA